Solea senegalensis (Senegalese sole) is the source of this 8171-nucleotide messenger RNA. RefSeq names its product glutamate receptor ionotropic, NMDA 2B (gene grin2ba). Gene Ontology annotation, molecular function: NMDA glutamate receptor activity; transmitter-gated monoatomic ion channel activity involved in regulation of postsynaptic membrane potential. Bases 409 to 5532 code for a protein of 1707 amino acids. The record is from RefSeq and is a predicted model, not a curated record. The transcript has 18 exons. NCBI's taxonomy places the organism in Eukaryota, Metazoa, Chordata, Actinopteri, Pleuronectiformes, Soleidae. Gene Ontology annotation, cellular component: postsynaptic membrane; postsynaptic density membrane; plasma membrane. Gene Ontology annotation, biological process: synaptic transmission, glutamatergic; monoatomic ion transport; excitatory postsynaptic potential.
CUGUGAAGUGUGUUCCGUCCAGCGUUUUCCUGCGGCUGUUUGAAGAUGCCUGAGACUUGGCAAAAGCUGGAGUAGAGACGGUUGGAUGUGUCAUUCCCGUGCUUGAUGAUCCAUUCACCUCCGCCUAUUCUCUUCUACCACAUUUUGAGCUUCAUCUACAUGGCUUCCACCCUCAACGUCACCAUGAGACUGGCCGACGUCAGACAAACAAGCAACGCUAAACAUCUCUUCAGAGGAACAGAAGUGAAGCUGCUCCUGUGGAGCACAAUUACCUCGGAAUUGCUGCUUUACCCUGCUGACCCCUCGAGGAUUUCACCUAACACUGCUUUGAGCCUCCCUCAGUCUGAGGCUAUGAGAGGGAGAGAGGAGUCCCAGGCCGCACCAUCAUGCUACUUCUGAGACGCUGGGAUGAGUCUUUGGCUGGCAAAACACAAGGUAUUACCCUCCCACUCCUCCACCAUGCCUGUCUGCAGCUGCAGCAGCCCCUCCCUGCCUCCUGGCCACGCUGGGUCCUCCACCUAUGUCCCCUCCAUCGCCCAGGGGCACGAGAGUCCAGCACAGCCCCGACAUCCACCUCCACCUCUGUCACUUCACUGCCGCACCAGCAUUUCUUCUUGCCUAUCUCUUCUUCUCCUGCUCCUUUGCCUUCUCCACCUGCCCCCCGCCUGCCACUCACGGAGAGAGAAAGGUGGGGGAGGCGGCGGCGGCGGUGGUCACUACAUACCCAUCCCGCAACCUCCGCCGCACCACAUGGCCCUGCCCAACAUCCUGCGAGGCCUCAGCAUUGCUGUCGUCCUGGUGGGCAACUCUAGCGAAAUGGCACUGGCCGGGGCCCGGGAGAAAGAGGACUUUCUCCACAUGGCACCCAAUGUGGAGCUGCUGACCAUGAAUGAGACGGACCCUAAAAGCAUCAUCAAGAGCAUAUGUGACCUCAUGACUGAACACUGGCUGCAGGGUGUCGUGUUUGGGGAUGACACUGACCAGGAGGCAAUCGCCCAGAUCCUGGACUUCAUUUCAGCCCAGACGCACAUUCCAAUUCUAGGAGUCCGUGGGGGCUCCUCCAUGAUCAUGGCUGCCAAGGAUGACCACUCCAUGUUCUUUCAGUUCGGCCCCUCCAUCGAGCAACAGGCAUCGGUCAUCCUGAACAUCAUGGAGGAAUAUGACUGGUACAUCUUCUCCAUCGUCACCACGUACUACCCAGGUUACCAGGACUUUGUCACCAAGAUCCGUAGCACCAUUGAGAACAGUUUUGUGGGCUGGGAACUGGAGGAAGUUUUAUUACUUGACAUGUCGGUCGAUGACGGAGAUUCAAAGAUCCAGAACCAGCUGAAGAAGCUCCAGAGUCCUGUUAUCCUGCUGUACUGCACAAAAGAGGAGGCCAACACCAUCUUUGAGGUCGCCCACUCUGUUGGGAUCACUGGCUACGGCUUCACAUGGAUAGUGCCCUCGCUGGUCGCUGGAGACACUGUUGUCGUGCCUGCCGAGUUCCCCACAGGUCUGCUCUCGGUGUCCUACGACGAGUGGGACUACGGCCUGGAGGCGCGCGUUCGUGACGGUGUGGCAAUAAUCACUAUGGCGACCUCCACCAUGAUGAUGGACCGCGGACCUCACACGCUGCUGAAGUCUGAGUGCCACGGAGCUCCUGAAAAGAAAACCCCCAUCUCAGGCAACCCCAAUGAAGUGCUCAGGUAUCUGAUGAAUGUGACGUUCGAGGGACGCAAUCUGUCAUUCAGCGAGGACGGAUACCAGAUGCACCCCAAGCUGGUCAUCAUUCUGCUCAACAAGGAGAGACAGUGGGACAGGGUGGGCAAGUGGGAGAACGGCUCCCUUUCCAUGAAGUACCAUGUGUGGCCGCGCUAUGAGCUGUAUGGGGGGGCAGCAACCAGGGAGGACGACCACCUGUCCAUCGUGACUUUGGAGGAGGCUCCGUUCGUCAUCGUGGAAGACGUGGAUCCUCUUAGCGGGACCUGCAUGAGGAACACCGUUCCCUGCCGCAAGCAGAUCAAGAUGGGUAAUCAAACUAAGGAGUCGGGCAUCUACAUCAAGCGCUGUUGUAAGGGUUUCUGUAUCGACAUCUUGAAGAAGAUCGCCAAGUCUGUGAAGUUCACCUACGACCUUUACCUGGUGACCAAUGGCAAACAUGGCAAGAAGAUCAAUGGAACGUGGAAUGGCAUGGUCGGGGAGGUGGUGUUAAAAAACGCUCACAUGGCUGUCGGCUCCUUGACCAUCAAUGAGGAAAGGUCAGAAGUCAUCGACUUCUCCGUCCCCUUCAUCGAGACGGGCAUCAGCGUCAUGGUCUCCCGGAGCAACGGCACUGUGUCUCCUUCGGCCUUCUUAGAGCCCUUCAGUGCGGAUGUGUGGGUGAUGAUGUUUGUGAUGCUCUUGCUGGUGUCAGCAGUGGCUGUGUUUAUAUUCGAGUACUUCAGCCCUGUGGGCUACAACCGCUGUCUGGCUGACGGCAGAGAGCCUCAUGGUCCGUCCUUCACCAUCGGUAAGGCCAUCUGGCUGCUGUGGGGUCUGGUCUUCAACAACUCUGUGCCGGUGCAGAACCCCAAAGGCACCACCAGUAAGAUCAUGGUGUCAGUGUGGGCCUUCUUUGCUGUCAUCUUCCUGGCCUCGUACACUGCCAAUCUGGCCGCCUUCAUGAUCCAGGAGGAAUACGUGGACCAGGUAUCGGGUCUCUCGGACAAAAAGUUCCAGAGUCCCAAUGACUUUUCGCCUCCAUUUCGGUUUGGCACCGUCCCAAACGGGAGUACAGAGAGGAACAUUAGGAACAACUAUCCAGAAAUGCACUCCUACAUGACCAAGUUCCAUCAGAGAAACGUCAAUGAGGCCCUGCAGAGUCUCAAGGCUGGCAAACUAGACGCUUUCAUUUAUGACGCCGCCGUACUGAACUACAUGGCUGGCAGGGACGAGGGCUGCAAGCUGGUGACCAUUGGCAGCGGCUACAUCUUUGCCACCACGGGAUACGGCAUCGCCAUUCAGAAGGAGUCGCUCUGGAAGAGACACGUGGACCUGGCCAUCCUGCAGCUCUUUGGAGACGGUGAGAUGGAGGAGCUGGAGUCCCUGUGGCUGACGGGGAUCUGCCACCAUGAGAAGAACGAGGUGAUGUCCAGUCAGCUGGACGUGGACAACAUGGCGGGCGUCUUCUACAUGCUCGGCGCCGCCAUGGCCCUGUCACUCAUCACCUUCAUUUGUGAGCACUGGUUCUACUGGCAGCUUCGCUUCUGCUUCAUGGGCGUCUGCUCCGGCCAGCCCGGCUUCGUCUUCUCCAUUAGCAGGGGCAUCUACAGCUGUAUCCACGGCGUGCAGAUAGAGGAGAAAAGCAGUUCAGCACUGAACUCCCCGUCCGCCACCAUGAACAACACCCACUCCAACAUCAUGCGCCUGCUGCGCACCGCCAAGAACAUGGCCUCGCUCUCAGGGGUGAACGGCUCGCCGCACAGUGCUCUGGACUUCAUCCGUCGCGAAUCCUCGGUUUAUGACAUCUCUGAACACCGGCGUAGCUUGGCGGGCCACUCGGACUGCAAGCCGCCGUAUAUACCGGAAGACAACAUGUUCAGCGAUUACAUCAGCGAGGUGGAGAGGACGUUUGGCAACCUCCACAUGAAGGACAGUAAUCUGUACCAGGACCAUUACCUGCAUCACCAUGGCUCGACUCCAGGGCUCAGCGGACCUCCUCCCAACAGGCCCCUCAGUUUGGGCAGCGCCAGUUCACUGGAGGGCGGCAUGUUCGAUUGUGACAGCCUCGGUGGUGGGGUGGCCCCUAUUUUUACCACGCAGCCCUGCUCUGCACUGACCCACAGGAACAUGAGCAAGUUUGACUUGCUGUCUGGGCAGACUCCGCCCUCAGGCCAGGGCUUCACAGGAGCCCUGCCAGACCUGUAUGGGAAGUUCUCCAGUUCCACCUACAUCCCUGGACCCAGCUAUAUUCCAGGCAGAGGAGAUGAUGAUGGGAAUAUACGCUCAGAUGUCUCAGACAUUUCCACGCACACUGUUACAUAUGGAAACCUGGAGGGCAAUGCCAAGAAGCGGAAAAAGUACCGUGAUAGCUUGAAAAAGAGGCCGGCCUCUGCCAAGUCCAGACGGGAGCUGGACGAGAUUGAGCUCGGCUACAGGAGGAAACCGUACCACAUCAGCCAUCACCACUACCACAACCACCGCUCUGCCUCUCCACCACCUUUGCCCUCUGAACGCAAGAGAGGAGGAGGAGGAGGAGGAGGUGGAAACAAUGAUGACAAUUCAUAUCUCUUCAGAGAAAAGGAGAGUGUUAGGGAUUUUUAUUUGGACCAGUUUCGGCCCAAGGAGGGCGUCCCUCAGUGGGAGCAUGUGGACCUGACCGAGGGCCCUAGGAAUAGAGAUGGGGGUGUGGGGGCUCUGGUGCCAGUGGAUGACUUUCUUAAGAGUAAACCCAAAAAGUCUGACUCAAAGGGUGGAGGAUCUGGGUUGGCAGGGGGAGAGUGGGAAUGCAGGAACUGUCGGGCUAGCGGGGGAGGAGGGAGCAAGCAGAUGUCCAUGCAUGGAGGAGGGGGUGGGUAUGGUGGUGGUAUGAGCUGCGGGUCUUCGGCAGGCGGAGGAAACAGCCGGCCCAGCUCUGCAACCUGCAUGCGCUGCGAGGGCUGUAAAAAGACAGGGAACCUCUAUGAUAUCAGCGAGGACAACAACCACCUCUUGGAACAGAUGGGUGAAGGCCAAGGUGGGGGAGGAGGUAUGGGCGCAGGCCCUCAAUCUCAGGCCCAGCAGAGGAGGAAGAGUGGAGGAUUCGGCAAACCACUACGGCGGCAGCACUCGUACGACGCAUUUGUUGACCUUCAGAAAGAGGAGUCAGGUGGGAUGGGAAGUAUGAUGGGGGGUCUGGGUGGAGGCAUGAGCGGCGCCGGCAUGGGAGGGAUGCUGCCCCCACCCAGGAGCGUUAGCUUGAAGGAGAAAGAACGCUACAUGGAGGGCACCAGCCCCUUCGCACACAUAUUUGAGCGUCAUGGUGGAUCGGAGAGAGAACGGGAAAGGGACAGGGAUCCGUUGUUUUAUGGAGGUGAGGGCCGGAAAGGACCUGGCUCACCAUUCGGCCUGUUUAGAGGUGGAGAGGGCCUCCACCGCCGCUCCGUGGGCGAGAGGGACAUGAGAGACAGGGAUAGGUCUUUGAUGGAAGGAGGAGGUGGAGGAGCAUUUUCUUUAUCCAAAUCUCUUUACCCUGAUCGGGUAAACCAAAACCCCUUUAUACCCACCUUUGGUGACGACCAGUGUCUGAUGCACGGAGCCAAACAAUAUUACAUGAAAAAGCAACAGCAGCAGCAACAAGUUGCCAAAAACAGCCGAAGUGACUUGAGGGGCCAGAUGAGCACGACGUCAUAUCUGCCAGCAUCUGCCACGGCCGGGGUGGUGUCCAAUGUAGCACCCCGGUUCCCAAAAGAGCUCAGCCUUGGUGGAAUGAACCACCACGGCUCCAUGCUGGGGGUCGGACCCCCGCGUCCCUUCAAUGGAAGCAAUGGCCAUGUGUACGAGAAACUCUCCAGUAUUGAGUCUGAUGUGUGAAAGAAAAAGUAAUGGAGGAGGAGGAGGAGGAGCAGACGAGGGCAAACGCAGGAGGAGGAGGAGGAGGAGAGGGAUCCAGUGCUUAGAGAUCAGGGAUGAUUUUAAACGAUGCUGUUCACACACACACUGCACAUCUGGAUCAUAUCAGACACGAGAGAUGAAACAGGACACUCUGAGGAGGUGUGGAUUGUUAACCCUCUCUCAGAAAUGGCCAAAGCUACUCUGCAUUUGUGUCCUAACAUGGUCAAUUAACGUUCGGACUCGAGUCCAUCGAUUCACCCUCCAGUGAGGCAGAAGUCAGCGGACUCGGUUAUUAACACAGCGGGACAACACCUCGUCCUAGUUUGAUAUCGGACAUGUGAGCCUGGUGUUAUUUGAUAGCUGUCGGAGAGCUCCCGCCGAGUGCUUUUGAGGAAAGACUGCGAGAGCGGAGGGAGGGAGGGAGAGAGAGAGAGAGAGAGAGAAGUGAACUGGCCAUCUGCCCCUGUGUCACCACAGAAAGAAGACAUUGUCACGUUUACCAGAGCUGUGACACAGGAGGUGACGAGUGGAAGGAGACAGCUUAGUCGUGCACUCUCUCCUCCUCCUCCUCCUCCUCCUCCUCCUCAUCCUCCUCAUCCCUGACGCCAAAAGAGCCGAUCUUGUUUGCUAUGAGAAAUACAAUCAUAAAUGAUAAUAACAUAUUCUUAUAGAAAAAAGAAACAGGGUAUCAGAACAACAAUAAUAUUGAUGACAUUGUGAAUAAUGAUGUUAGUAUUGUUUAUGAUAACACAGCUUUUUUCUUCUUUCAUUUCUUGUUAUUAGAAUCUUUCACUGCUGUUUUUAGUAUUCAGUUUGCUCCUGGUGACAGCAGCAAGGCUAUUCUGUUGUUCAAAGACUAAGUCAUUCUCUUUUCUUUUCUUUUUCUCUUUGUUGACUCUUUUUACUCCAUGCACAUUUCUUUAUUUGCUCCUUGUGGAAAAACGACAGGAUCUCACAGACGCGCUUGGAGCCGGCACAUCCUCGACUUGACAUUUCAAGAGACAUCACAAAUCAAGUGCACACAACUCAACUCAAACACACACUCGCUUUGCACGUGUGUUACUGUGAACAACACGUUAUUUUAUUUAUUUUUGUCACAAGCUGAAGAUACUGAGAGGAAGGACGUGCCUUAACGGUCUCCAGUGGAUGUGUCCUCCAGUUUACGCGUGGCUCUGGACGCGGCAGCACCAGGACGGACCCGGCGUGCCGCUGCUGCUGUCGCCGCCGCUGCUGCGUUUUCCUCUUCACGCUCAUGAGCCAAAACUGCAGUAAACAUUUACAGCAGGCUUGAGACGACGACGACGACGCUGCCGUUGAGAUGUUUUAUAACUUUGUGAAAUAAUUUCAUAUGUCAAAGUAUGGGCAGCGCUUUUUAUGAAGCGCUCGUAUUCAGGACGUGUCCCACUGUCACGGAUUGACCGAUGGGUCUCACUUCACAACACGGCAGCCUUUAGACCACUUGUUUUAUUCAGGUUACAUAACAAUAGUCACCAGGCACUUACUUUCUUUGGCCUCUCACUAGUAUCUCGCAGACGGCAUUACUUUUCCGCUCAUGUAAGGAGUCUGAGAGGCGCGCGAUCGCAGACAGGUUUCUUUUUCCCCAGACAAUAUAUGCACUGUCCUUUAGUCGGCUAACUGCUACAGGAAACAAUGUGCGGGAGGCGUGAGCGUCGCUGCCCUGUGACAAUGGCGCUGAGGAGGAUGUCUAUUUGAGAGAGGCCUCUCGAACGCUGACUUAAGGUGUCAGGGAGGCGGCCAUCUUGUGAAAGCUUUCAGGCUUUUUCUGCUUUGACUCAUGACGUUCAGUCUUUUCGGUUGGAGAGGCCUCGUUUAUUGCACAGGACCUUUUUACUCAGUGUAGGUUCAGGCACUCGGUAGACAUGCCUUAUCAUCCCAUCAUCCCGCUCCCACCCCUCCAACUGUCUGACGAUGACUCAUCGUGUUACUGUACAGAAUAAGGAAGUGUCUAUGAUGUUGGAUUAGCCGGCGGUGUCAGAAGUUCAAGGGCUGCAGGAGGUCGUGCUGGAGUGCUGGCCCGAGAUCGCCGAGCUGCUGGAGUGUGUCGAAUGUGAUCUUUGUCACUGCACACUUCUAUUGAAUCCCCUCAUCAAAAUGCACCAGUGUAAUGGUUGUGUGUGCGUGCGUGUGCGUGUGUGUGUGUGUGUGUGUGGAGGGAAGCAGAUCACACCUGACAACAGCUAUUUUUUUAACCACUAAUCUGCUGACCACUCUCCAUAAAUUCAACAGCCUGUGAACUUAAUAUGAAAGUGAGACUGAUAAAGUUAGCCUUAAAUGAGACAGAUUCACCCCGCGGACAAACCCAACCUAUUAGCGACUCUCCCGAUAAAUACACUGGGAUCUCUGGAACUUUUUUAUAUUCGAGUGUUCAGGUCAAUCAUUGUCAGCAAGAUGAUGUAAGACAGAGGGACGGGGCCAAAUAACGAGGAAAUAAGAAGGAGCGGGAACACGACAUGGGGAGUGAGCGUCAAUCAGUGUCAGCGUUAGUACGUGCGUUCAAUCUUUUCCUUGUAAAUAUUCUAUAUUUAAAACUCUUUUCACUUUGUACAGUAAACAGACAGACAGGAUGUAACUUUAAAUAUGUUUUACAGCAAUUUAAG